Molecule: messenger RNA, 1520 nt
Organism: Aplysia californica (California sea hare)
Lineage: Eukaryota; Metazoa; Mollusca; Gastropoda; Aplysiida; Aplysiidae
Product: solute carrier family 15 member 4
Biological process (GO): transmembrane transport
Cellular component (GO): membrane
Molecular function (GO): transmembrane transporter activity
Source: RefSeq, a predicted model, not a curated record
UUUCGUCGCAGAGCUUUCACCAUGUCCGUUUCUGUUUUUGAUACACCUAUGUCUUCUUGGUAUUGGAAGCAGAAAGGCGAAUGUGUUACAAAAGAGCGUGUCAUUGGCAUCAAUCUGCGGUACAUGGCGUUCGCUAAAGAGGCGUACACUGACCGCGGCACUGGUCAUCCUAUUCGCCCAGUUCAUGGAGCGGACAGCUUUCUACGGCGUGGUCAGUAACAUGAUCCUCUUCUGCACCAGCAACCUGGGCUUCGACACAGUCAACGCCACCACAGUCAGUCUGGUUUUCUUAGGCUUUGUGUACCUGUUCCCUGUGCUGGGAGGCUGGGUGUCCGACUCCUAUACAGGGAGGUUCUACGCCGUGCUCGUCUCUGGCUUCGUCAUGUGCCUGGGAUUGCUGUUCGCCCUCGUCGCUGCUGUGGACUUCAGUGAUUGGUUUGACCAUGAUUUAAGCGAGGCGGGGAAAAGAGCUACGUUCUUUGUGGGUCUGGGACUGGUGGCGUUGGGGAGUGGCGGGUUCCGACCCAACAUCAGCCCCUUGGGCGCGGAGCAGGUCAAGCAUCUCGGAGACUCCGCGGUGGACACUUUCUUCAGCUGGCUAUACUGGGUCAUCGCGUUAGGGUCGACUCUGGCCUAUACAGGCGUGGCGUACUUGGAACAGAACAUCAGCUUCGUCUGGAGUUUCUUGGGUCUUUUCUGUGUCCUUUUCCUCACCCAGAUCAUUUUCCUCGCCUCAAGGUCGCUCUUCAAUCGUACUAAGCCUGAAGGAAGCGUACUCCGCGUGUUUUUCUCCGUCCUGAAACAAGCUUUUUUUACAAACAGAGGUAACCACUGGGAAAACAGCAGCCAAGAAUCUGAGCCGCCCGGCCACCUGGACGGAGCCAGAAUGAGUCACGGCGGUAGCCAUGAUAACGUCACCGUGGACGGUGUUUGGAGCGUUCUCAAAAUGAUUCCUAUCUGUGCCUUGAUUAUCAUGUUUUGGGCUAUAUACUCACAGAUGCAAACCUCGUACUUUGUGCAAGCCGAGCGGAUGGACGUCAGAGUUGGCGGUGUGCUCAUCCCCGCUGCCAUCUUAGGCUCUUUCAACAACUUCGUGAUGGUCAUCAUGGUACCGGUACUUGACCGGAUUGUCUACCCGUUUAUGAACAGAAUCGGUUUCCCACUGAAGCCGCUAAGGAGAGUCGGCCUGGGGUUACUGUUGGCCACUGCCUCUGUGCUGGUGGCUGCUGUGGUGGAAAUCUACCGGAAGGAGUACAUGCGCGCGCCGGGCGGUUCACAUGUGCAGGUUCUGGCCAAUCAGAACUUCACAGCGUCCUCCAUGAGCGUCUUUGUGCAGACUCCACAGUUUCUGCUCAUUGGAGUCGGAGAAGUCUUUCUCGGGACCGCCAUUCUGGAGAUGGGCUAUACUCAGGCGCCCAAAUCCAUGCAAGGGAUCCUCACUGGUAUCUUUUACUUUUCUGGGACUGGCAACUUUGUGUCCUUGGGCAUUCUCCGGCUGGUGGAGUGGGGCACAGCCGAAG